Messenger RNA from Pyrus x bretschneideri (Chinese white pear), 1790 nucleotides. Its product is annotated as sugar transport protein 13-like. The transcript has 5 exons. The coding region runs from base 102 to 1628 and encodes 508 amino acids. Gene Ontology annotation, molecular function: monosaccharide transmembrane transporter activity. Gene Ontology annotation, cellular component: membrane. Gene Ontology annotation, biological process: monosaccharide transmembrane transport. NCBI's taxonomy places the organism in Eukaryota, Viridiplantae, Streptophyta, Magnoliopsida, Rosales, Rosaceae. The record is from RefSeq and is a predicted model, not a curated record.
UCUACUCCAGCUGGCCGGCGUGGUCUUGUAACGUAAUUAGGUUCAAGAAUUAAUCAGGUAUAAUAACUAAGCAAGCUUGAGAAGAAGAAAGGGUAGGAAUCAUGGCAGGGGGAUUCGGGGGCCCGACAGGCGGCGAAGAUUUUGAAGGAAAGAUCACGGCUAUUGUGGUCAUUUCGUGCAUAUUGGCCGCUAGCGGAGGCCUCAUGUUUGGUUAUGAUAUUGGCAUUUCAGGUGGUGUUACAUCCAUGCCCGACUUCCUAAAGGAGUUCUUCCCGGUUGUAUAUAGGAAGCAACAAAUUCCAGGACUUGAGAGCAAUUACUGUAAAUAUGACAAUCAAGGCCUGCAAUUGUUCACAUCUUCAUUAUACCUCGCUGCAUUGACAGCAACCUUCUUUGCAUCAUACACAACCAGAGUUCUAGGCAGAAGGAUGACCAUGUUGAUCGCCGGGGUUUUCUUCAUAGUCGGAACUAUUUUUAAUGCUGCAGCUAAGAACCUUGCCAUGCUCAUUAUUGGGAGGCUCUUACUUGGUUGCGGAGUUGGUUUUGCAAACCAGGCCGUACCACUUUUCCUUUCGGAGAUUGCACCGACAAGAAUUCGUGGAGCACUUAAUUUGCUCUUCCAGCUCAUGGUCACCAUUGGCAUUCUUGUAGCACAACUUAUCAAUUAUGGAACUGCGAAGAUUAAAGGGGGAUAUGGAUGGAGGAUAUCACUGGGUUUGGCUGGCGUUCCAUCACUCUUGCUAACACUUGGGGCUGUCAUUGUAACAGACACUCCAAACAGUUUGAUCCAACGAGGUAAGUUGGAGCAAGGAAAAAAAGUUCUAAAGAGGAUCCGGGGUAUUGAGAAUGUCGAUCCGGAAUUCCUUGAGAUUCUCGAGGCAAGUCGCGCUGCUAAAGAAGUGAAGCAUCCCUUCAGAAAUCUCCUUAAGCGUAAAAACAGACCUCAACUGAUCAUUACAAUUUUCUUGCAGUUCUUCCAGCAAUUCACAGGCAUUAACUCAAUCAAUUUUUACGCUCCAGUUUUGUUCCAGACCUUGGGAUUUAAGAAUGAUGCUUCCCUUUACUCAUCAGUUAUUACAGGCGUUAUCAUGGUUCUCGGAGCCAUUAUUUCAAUUUACUUUGUCGACAAAGCUGGUCGCCGCGUGCUCUUGAUUGAAGGUGGCAUCCAAAUGUUCCUCUCUCAUGUGGUCGUUGCAAUCAUACUUGGGAUGAAACUUAAGGAUCAAUCCAACGACCUCGAUCGCGGCUUGGGAAUUCUUGUGGUUAUUGUAGUCUGUUCUUUUGUGGGUUCCUUUGGAUGGUCUUGGGGGCCUCUUUGCUGGUUGGUUGCCAGUGAGAUAUUCCCUCUAGAGGCUCGCUCAGCCGGGCAGAGUGUGACUGUGUCUGUAAACAUGUUGUUCACAUUUGUUAUAGCACAGGCCUUCCUCUCAAUGCUUUGUCACAUGAAGUUUGCUAUUUUCUUAUUCUUCGCAGCGUGGGUCUUCCUCAUGACAGUCUUCGUCUUCUUUUUACUUCCGGAGACUAAAGGUGUCCCUAUCGAAGAAAUGGUAGACGUAGUGUGGAGGGAGCAUUGGUAUUGGAAGAGAUAUAUGGAUGACUGCGAAGAUGAUCCUAAGGGACAUGCUUGAAGCAUUGACCUCAUUCAAGCAGCCUCCGAAUGGCGGUUUUCCAAUCAAUUUUUUUUUUGCUUAAUUUCCUCAAUUGUAGGGCACAUGCCAAUUGUGCAUGCAUGCAUUUCAAUGUUUUUACUGUUUAAACUGUAACUUUUUUUUUAUCAGUUUAAUUUCCAG